This is a messenger RNA of Physella acuta, 639 nucleotides long. RefSeq lists its product as uncharacterized. The record is from RefSeq and is a predicted model, not a curated record. Lineage: Eukaryota; Metazoa; Mollusca; Gastropoda; Physidae. Gene Ontology annotation, molecular function: GTP binding.
AUGAAUCAAAAGUCAGAAAUUGAUCUUUUGCUGAUCGUGACUAGAAAAAUUGACUACGAGGUGAGCGAGGUCAAUGGCCGAGUGAUCAAGGUGGUGGAUACACCAGGUGUCUGCGACACUACCAGUGACAAACAAGCAGCUGACAAGCUGGUGAUGGAUGCUUUAGAGAGAGCUAUCGCUACCAACCCUAAAGGGUAUCAUGCUAUGCUGCUGGUUGUAAAGUAUGGUGGGAGGUUUACUGGGGAGGAACAAGCUGGGAUUAAAUAUCUGAAAACACUUUUUGGUGAGAAUUUUGUUAAAGAUUAUGGCAUACUAAUUGUAACAGGAGGGGAUACUUAUGAAUUUGAUAACCAACGACAUGGAAUACCCUUCGAGAAAUGGUGUCGUCAGCAAAUAGGAGCUUUUAAAGAACUUUAUGAAGAAUGUGACAGAAGAGCCGUUUUGUUUAACAACAUUAGCGCUGAUAAGUCGAUAAAAUCAAAUCAGGUUAGACAACUCAUCACUGUUGUGGACCAACUAAAGAGCCGAGGUAAACGUUACACUAAUCAAGCUUUUGAAAGGGCCAGAGAGUCCAGAGCUAAAGUCUUCGUUAGGGUCAAAUACCCCUUUUGGUUAAAGAUGAAACAAUUCGGGAAUUGA